Messenger RNA from Symbiodinium sp. CCMP2456, 1641 nucleotides. The record is from the annotation of a GenBank genome assembly. Lineage: Eukaryota; Dinophyceae; Suessiales; Symbiodiniaceae.
AUGGCUUCCGGCCUAUGGAAUGAUUUGAAAGGCCAGGUGCCCAAAAUGAAAUCUACACAUUUACGAUCGCUGAUGCAGGAUCAGGCCCGCAACGACUCCAUGUUUGUCCAGAGCGGGCAAAUGGUUCUCGACUACUGUCGCCAAAAGGUCGACAGUGAGACAAUGUCCAAACUCUUCGAUCUCGCUGAGAAGGCUGGUGUCGAGCAGAGGAAGGCGAAGAUGUUUGCAGGUGAGCGCAUCAACCAGACCGAAGGCAGAGCAGUUCUUCACCCAGCACUUCGAGCGCCUCGCAGUUCGUCCAUCAAUUUGGAUGGACAGAAUGUGGUGCCAGAGGUCUGGAAAGUCUUGGAUGCCAUGAAGGGAUUCUCCGACAAGGUUCGCUCAGGAGAAUGGAAAGGCUUCACUGGAAAAGCAUUGACAGACGUGGUUUGUAUUGGGAUCGGGGGCUCUUACUUGGGCGUGGAGUUCGUCUACGAAGCUCUGAAAACAGAUCCGGAGGCAGCGGCAGGGGCUCAGGGUCGGAAGCUUCGCUUCCUGGCAAAUGUCGACCCUAUCGACGUCCAGCGUGCCUUGGAAGGGCUCAAUGCCGAGACGACCCUGGUCGUCAUCAUCUCGAAGACAUUUACAACAGCUGAGACGAUGCUUAAUGCCAAAACAGUCAAGGCAUGGCUCGUAAAGGAGCUUGGUAGCGCAGAUUGCGUCGCGAAACACGUCGUGGCAUGCUCCACUGCUCUCGACAAGACCCAGGCCUUCGGCAUUGACUCGAACAAUGUCUUUGGCUUCUGGGACUGGGUCGGCGGACGCUUCUCGGUUUGGAGCGCCGUGGGCGUCCUCGCCUUGUCGCUGCAGUAUGGAUUCGGCAUCGUCAACCAAUUCCUGGAAGGAGGGCAUGCAAUGGAUCAGCACUUCCAGAAGGCACCUGCCAAGGAAAACCUUCCACUUAUCAUUGGGCUACUGGACGUCUGGAACUGCAGCAUGAUGGGGCACGAGGGCGUUGCCAUUCUGCCGUACUGCCAGGCCCUUGUGCGUUUCGUGCCUCACAUCCAGCAGUUGGAUAUGGAAAGUAAUGGCAAACGCGUGCAGAUGGACGGGAGCGAGGUGCCGGUCGGAACCGGUGCUAUUAACUUCGGUGAGCCCGGCACCAACGGCCAGCACUCCUUCUACCAGCUGAUGCACCAGGGCCGAGUAAUCCCAUCUCACUUCAUUGGAUUCGCGGCAUCCCAGAACCCAGUCGAGCUGCCUGGCGAAGCGGUUUCCAAUCACGACGAGCUAAUGUCAAACUUCUUCGCCCAGCCAGAUGCACUGGCUCUGGGGAAGACGGCCGAAGAGCUGAAGGCCGACGGGAUCCCCGAGAAGCUCGUGGCGCACAAGACGUUCCCAGGGGACAGGCCGUCACUGUCCUUGCUGCUUCCGGUCUGCAAUGCACAUUGGCUGGGGCAGCUCUUGGCCCUCUACGAGCACCGCACUGCCGUGCAAGGCUGGUUGUGGGACAUUAACUCGUUCGAUCAGUGGGGUGUCGAACUCGGCAAGGUCUUGGCCAAGGAGGUACGCGGAUAUUUGAGCCAGGCGAGGAAAGGAUCGGCAGAUGAUUCCAAGUUUUUGACUCCAACCAAGAAGCUUCUGGCGAAGUACCUCGAAUAG